Molecule: messenger RNA, 3164 nt
Organism: Pygocentrus nattereri (red-bellied piranha)
Lineage: Eukaryota; Metazoa; Chordata; Actinopteri; Characiformes; Serrasalmidae
Gene: ntaq1
Product: WDYHV motif containing 1
Exons: 6
Coding region: 142-750 (202 amino acids)
Cellular component (GO): cytosol; nucleus
Molecular function (GO): protein-N-terminal glutamine amidohydrolase activity; protein-N-terminal asparagine amidohydrolase activity
Source: RefSeq, a predicted model, not a curated record
GACUUGUGAGCUGUGACACACGCACUACGAAAUUAAGCAAAUGGACGAGGAUAGAAAGCAGUAUUUCUGAUCUGCCUCUGCGUGUUAUCAUUAUUACCGAUCAAAAGGCAUUUGAUUUAGCCUAGUCUGUGUGUUGAAAAUAUGUAUGAAGAAGGCGUGUCUUCAGAUUACCCCGUUAUCGCCCCGUUAAGAGAGGAGUGUGUGUAUACGAGCUGUUUCUGUGAGGAAAAUGUUUGGAAAUUGUGUGAGUACAUCAAGGAUCAACAAACAUGUCCAACAGAUGAGGUGUAUGCAGUCUUCAUUUCAAAUGAGAGAAGAACAAUCCCUAUUUGGAAGCAAAAAUCUAGUAGAGGAGAUGAACCAGUGAUCUGGGAUUACCAUGUUGUGUUGCUGCACUUGAAUAAACAAGGACAAGGCUUUAUUUAUGAUUUGGAUACAACUCUCCCCUUCCCGUGUCCUUUUGAUGUGUACUCAGGGGAAGCCUUUCGGUCCGAUUUGUUCUUAAAACCUGAAUUUAGACGGAAAAUGCGGGUGGUACCAGCUGUCACAUACCUGCAGAAGUUUGCUUCAGAUAGGUCUCACAUGAAACAUUCUAAUGGGACAUGGCGCAUGCCUCCACCCUCAUAUCCUUGCAUAGAAACAGCAGAGUCCAAGAUGAAUCUUGAUGACUUCAUCAGCAUGAACGCUAAUGUGGGCUGUGGUGAAGUUUAUAAGCUUUCUGACUUUGUGCAACACUUUGGAGUGAAGUGACUGUGUGUGUGUGUAUAUAUAUAUAUAUAUAUAUAUAUAUAUAUAUAUAUAUAUAUAUAUAUAACAUACACACAGAGUCUGCAGUCAUGCUGAACCAGGACAGAGUUGGGAGUUACAAGGAAAACAACACCUGAUGCAAUGAUCAGUGCACAAACAAGUCCACUGCUGCUAUCCUCUCUCAAAUGUUCAGCAUUUCAGACAUUUCUCAUUCCUCAAUGACAAUAUUCACUACUCAGCACACAUCAUUUGUUUAUUGCUAGAUGUUAAAUGUUCAGAUUUAAUUUUUGUAUGAUUAGUGACCUUCAGGUGAAAAGUGCUUGGACACAGAACUAUUGAUCUCUAGGCCUUUAUAUAACAAUUGUCUUUGCUACUGAUUUGACAAUUUAUCUUUAAGGUGCCAAGUAACCCUAAUAAUGCAUGUUGCAAAGUGUGUAAAAAUUAGCAGAGAAUCAGUGAGAUCAACAGGUUUUUAGCAUUUAUUGAUAAUUGAGUUCUUGUACAAAUGAAACAGGGAUAGAUAUACAAACAAUAUAAAUGCUGUUAUUGAGAGAUUGCCAGCAAGAUGUAACUAAACAAACACCACCUGUGUUUUUUUUUUUUUAUGCAAUUGCUGCCAGGUAAUCCUUUACUUCAGCAGGUGAGAGUCUCCGAAAUCCAGCCUCAUUACAGAUUCCCACUUCAAUGUUAUCUUCAGUCAUUUGACCUUCAAAACUUUCCUGUGGAAAGAUUCAUAAGAUAGAAUUUAGACUCAGCAAAGUACAAAAUGGUGAGGUUUUGUGCAUUCCUAAUAUCAGAUGUAGCUAUCAGUGUUCUGUAUAAUUAUCCAGAUACACAUUUAGAUAAUGACAAGUUAGAACAGACCUUCAAGGUCAAGAUGGCUGUGUGUAUUGCGUCUUCAAGUUCUAGAUCCUCAUUGUAUCUGGAAUUAAACAGGAAAAAAAUGAAAAUAAAAGACAUUAGCACUGAAGAGAUGCAUUUCAUCUUUAUCUAGCAGCAGACGGCACAAAAACAGCUUGAAGUAACAAGUUUGUGUUGGGUUAGUUGUGUUUUGAUAAUGUUCAAAUAAUUAAUACCAGAAAAUGCAGCAUGUAUGAUGUACAGAUCAGCUUUUUUUUUCUCUUAAAAUGUAUGGGUGAUUUUUAGAAGCAACAGAUUAUGAUUCUACCCAAUGUUUAAUGUAUUAAUACAGAGCUACUGUUAGAUCUACAGCUCCAAGUUUCCAUGAGCCAGUUAAAUGGGAAUUUCACAUUUUUUCUAAAUCACCAUUUAAUGUAAAUAAAAUAAUUCAGUGACUUGAUGUGAAAUGCACCGUUCUAGAGCAACUUACAGAGUUAGAAUUGUUCACAGAGGUGGUGAUAUGAAGUGGAUAUCUCAGCUUUUAGAGGCACCGAACAAUUUAUCUCAUAGAAAAAAUAUGACAGUGUUAUGAACACACUGCCUGAUACAUUGACAAAUGUAGGAUAUAUGGUAGUUUUGCAUAGCAAAUGAAAUAUUUUUAUAUGUUCAUUGUAGACAUUGCGACCCCUGGUUCCCAUCACCGCUGUAAAGAAAUCUGAGUUGGUAAGUUUUUCUAUCCCAUUUCACAUCAAACCACUCUGAAUGACAAUCUCAAGGAUUCAGUUAUACAAAUUAGAAAAAAGUAUUCCCCUUUAACAUAAGCUAAAUCAUAGUUAUGCAAUGAUGUAAUAUAGAGUUGCUUAAUAGUAAAGAACUGGGUUAAAUGCUCCAGUCACACAGUCUCUUUAACCUGCUGUGUAAAUUUUGAACAAGACAUGUUAGAAUCUAAAACAUAAGUAAGCCAUGCAGCUUUAAAUCUAUAUACAUUUUAAAGGCUUUAUUAAGUAAGAAAAGUGUUCAACGCUAGCCACCACCAAUGGAUGUUUUCUUCAUUGGGCUGAAAAUUUCAAAGUGAAGUUCUUCCUCUGUACCUUCAAGUUCACAUACACUUAAAAAGACAAAAGCAAGAUGAGCUGUCACAUCAUGGUUAAUAAGUGUCUUUUUACUGUCUUCCUUACCUUUUCUCAAGGAAUGUUUUUCCAUUCACAUAGUUCUUUCCCAUUGCUGUGGCUUUCCAGGCAAAAUAUGCCCCCUGCAGGAACAGCAGGACAGAAACACAAUUUACACACCAAUCUAUAUUACAUAAACAUUGUUAUAUGAUAAACUGAAAAGGAAACAAGCCACAACAAAAUGUGUGCAUUUGAGGAGGAUUUAUCUUUACCGAUGGAUCAGACUGAAAGAGGUAUGGCCGGUCCUCAUCCCAACCAGCAAUAAGCAAGGAGACUCCAAAUGGACGUACUCCUCUACAACAUAAGUACAUAAAAUAAAUACAUUCUGAAUCAUACAAAUGCUACAUAGUACCACAUUGUAUGUGUUACUAUGCAUACACUGUUAAAUAAUUAAAAAUAAAAAACAUA